Polychytrium aggregatum is the source of this 1420-nucleotide messenger RNA. RefSeq lists its product as uncharacterized. Gene Ontology annotation, molecular function: hydrolase activity, acting on carbon-nitrogen (but not peptide) bonds. The record is from RefSeq and is a predicted model, not a curated record. The transcript has 4 exons. The annotation marks the transcript as partial. Gene Ontology annotation, biological process: carbohydrate metabolic process. Lineage: Eukaryota; Fungi; Chytridiomycota; Chytridiomycetes; Polychytriales.
GCUGCGGUAUAUCGCCAAGCUCCAAGCCCCACGCUCCAAGCGACGGCGACCAUCUGCACCACCCACAUCGCUGUCAGCCUCUGCCUUCCUCAUGAUCCUUUCGACCUACUCCAGCCUGUUGCUCUCGGUUCUCGCGGGCGUUGCCUGUGUCCAGGGUUACAGCUGCGACCCAACCGUCUGCAAGCUGCCCAACUGCACCUGUGCCAGCCCCACACCUCCUGGCGGCAUCGCCCCACAACAGGCUCCCCAGUUCCUGAUGCUGACUUUUGAUGAUGGACUCAACUCCGACACCUUUGGCGUCGUCUCGGCCCUCACCGGGACCCGCAAGAACCCAAACGGUUGCCCCGUUCAAAUCACAUUCUACACCCAAACCUACUACACCGAUCCCUUCCUGGCGACCCAGCUCUAUGCCCGCGGCCACGAGAUCGCCGACCACACCAUGUCCCACGGCGCCUAUCCCGGCCCUCAGAAGGCCGGUGUCUAUGAAUACAUCGAAUACGAAGGAAACCGCGCUUUCCUCAACCGAUACGCCGGCAUUCCUCUUGGCAAGAUCAAAGGUGUUCGUUUUCCGUUCCGAAACUACAGUACCGAUGCCCUCAACAUGAUGAAGAAGAUGGGAUUCCUCUAUGACUCCUCGAUGAGUGCCGGCGGAAACACUCUCUACUGGCCUUACACUCUCGACUAUGGAGAGGCCACGGGAUGUACCGACCAGGUCAACGUUUGUGGUGAUCCAAACUUGAAAGCUCAAGGAAUGUGGGAGGUUCCACUGUACGAGACCGGAGGUGCCAGCGGUAUCCAUCUCAUGGAUCCUUACAACGAUCCCACCAUCACCAACCCCAUCUCGCUCGACACUGUCUAUUCCGAGUACGCCUCGACCUUCGACAGCCACUACAACGGGAACCGGGCCCCCUUUGGCGUUUACACACACCCUGUCUGGCUCACCGGCGCCUCGACCUCGCCCAACGGCCUCAACAAACAGGCCACGGUCGCAAAGUUCCUCGACUAUGCAAUGAGCAAACCCGAUGUGUGGAUGAUCACCGGAUCCCAGAUGGUCGAGUACAUGAAGAACCCGGUCCCGGCCAGCCAGCUCGGCUCGCAGCCAUACAUGCAGUGCAAGAACACGGCGCCGACCAACAUCUGCAACGGACUCGGACCGGCGUCGCUUGCCGAGACAUGCAACUUCCUCACCGGCACAAUGCAUACCUGCUAUGGCUGUCCCAGCGUCGUUCCCGACAUCCCGAACCCACUUCCUUCGUCGAGCAGCAGCCGCUAUCCCCUCCCGACCAACUGCGACACACUCUGGUGGGACCCGGUUGCGGGCAAGUGUCUCUGCAACGACGCCUCGUGUGCCUAUCAGGACCAAGCUCGCCCCAUCAACUUUGAUCAAGGCUCGCUCGAUGCCGCGAACAGCACAGGCAAU